AUGGACCCUCCAAGUCGUGAACCCAUCGCCGUUGUCGGCAUUGGCUGUCGCUUUCCAGCAGGUGUUUCCACGGCGAAGAAGUUCUGGGAAACAUUGCAACAUGGCACGGAGGUUGUGGGCGAUGUCCCCAAAGACCGGUUUGACUCCAGCUCGUUCUACGACGUAGACCCCCAGAAAUAUGGGACUAUACGGAACCGCAAAGGCGGGUUUGUAGACGACAUCAAGUCAUUUGAUGCGGAAUUCUUCGACUACUAUCCAGCAGAAGCGUCCCGAAUCGAUCCCCAGCAACGCCUGGUACUGGAAGCGAGUGUCCAUGCACUACAGGACUCUGGCACUUGUCUAGAGAUGGUUUCUGGUUCAAAAACGGGCGUCUUCCUCGGCACCUCUAUGUAUGACUACCUGGCUAUCCAGACGGCCACGGGGCAUCGGGAUAUCGUCAGCCCCCAUGUGGUCAUGGGAACCUCGAUAUGCGCAACGGCAAACCGCGUGUCUCAUCGGCUCAACCUACAAGGCCCCAGCAUUACGCUUGACACGGCCUGCUCGAGCAGCAUGACGGCACUGCAUCUCGCCUGUCAGAGUAUCUGGACACAGGAAACCGAGGGGGCCCUAGCCGGUGGGGUUAAUGCUAUUCUUCGACCGGAGCCCACCAUCAUGUUGUCCAAGGCUGGAUUCCUGUCCCCAGAUGGAUCCUGUAAGCCAUUUGACGCAUCGGCGAAUGGCUACGUUCGCAGCGAAGGUGUGGGUGUUGUGUACCUGAAGCCACUCAGCAAAGCACGCCGAGACAAUGAUCGCAUCUAUGCUUGUAUCCGCGGCUCUCUUAUUAAUCAGGACGGAUAUACACCAGAUGGAUUUGCAGUUCCAAGUUUCCUCGCGCAGGCACGGUUAUUGAAGACGGUUUACACCCAAUCGGGCGUAGACCCGAAAAUGGUUCAGUAUGUGGAAGCCCACGGACCUGGUACGUCGGUCGGCGAUCCGAUCGAAGCAAAUGCCCUGGGUAAGGAACUGGGACAGGGGCGUUCCAAGGAGGAACCCCUUUGGAUUGGGUCCGUCAAAGGGAAUUUUGGUCACCUGGAGGGUGCCGCUGGGAUUAUUAGCUUUAUCAAGGCCUCGCUCAUCACCUUCUACGGCGAGAUCCCCCCGCAGCCCAACCACGUAAUCCCAAACCCUUCUAUCAACUUCAAAUCACUGCGAUUGGCUGUGCCAAGCAAGCGAAAACAGUUACCCCGUGACGAUAAACGGAAGAGGCUGGUCGGUCUCAACUCCUUUGGAGCUGGAGGUUCCAACGCCCAUAUCAUACUGGAGCAGGCACCGGAUGACAUCUGCGCAUAUAUGGAGAAGUCUAGUUGUGCAGCGCGUGUUUUCGUUUUAUCCGCCAAAUCACAGUCUGCAUUGGCGCAUACCGCUAAAGACCUGGCUGCCCACCUGCGCUUAGAGAAACCAUAUAUGGAAGAUGUCGCAUACACACUGAAUAUGCGCCGAGAUCAACAUCCCCAGAUAUCAGUUGUGCCGGCCAAUGGCUUAGAGGAUCUGUGCCAGCGACUUGAUCACCUCGGCGCUGGCAAGCCAUCCAAGGCAAGUGUGACACUCCAGAAGCUAUCUGGAACACCCUCUAGAGUCGCCUUUGUAUUCUCCGGUCAAGGCGGCCAGUGGCUUGGAAUGGGUCGGCAGCUUGCGGAUCAAGAAUCAGUUUUUCGCGACCAUCUGGCGGCUUUCGAUGAUAUUUUCACUUCUAUGGCGAACUUUUCGAUCGUUGAUGAGAUCUUCGACGAUUCCGUGGACUCGACUAGGACCAAUAAGACUACUAUAGCCCAGCCGGCGAUCGCAGCGAUUCAAAUUGCACUAGCAAAGACUCUUAUGUUCUAUGGUGUCAUACCAGAGAGCUGCGUCGGACAUUCGAUCGGAGAGGUCGCUGCAGCCCAUAUAUCCGGCGCAAUAAACCUAGAAGAAGCUGUGGCCGUGGUCUACUUUCGGUCUCAGAUUCAGAACAAAGCCGCCGGGGAGGGGUCAAUGCUGGCCGCAGGGGUCUCAGGAACAGAGGCUGCUAAGUUAAUCCAGCCCUUCCAGGUCAGUGACAGCGUGGAGAUCGCAGGCUACAAUGGCCCAAAGAUGACUACCCUCACGGGCAAGAUAGCCGACUUGAAGAAAGUUGCGAGUAACCUGGAGAGUCGUAGAAUAUUUGCUCGCUUUGUCAAAGUAGAUAAUCCUUACCACAGCCGCUUCAUGGAUCCGCUGAAAGACGACCUUCUCACGGCCUUGUCUCCAAUCCAGGGGAGACAAGCGGAAAUCAAUCUCUACUCUACCGUUACUGCGUCCGUCGAGUCAGGGACACAUCUAACCGGGGAAUAUUGGUUCAGGAACAUCCGGAGCCCAGUUAGGUAUGUGGAGACAGCUUCCAGAAUGAUUGAAGACGGUUUGAACUUUCUGGUGGAGAUCGGACCGCACCCAGUCCUGAUCUCCGGAACCAGAGACAUAGCAGAGGCUGCUAAACGGCAAGUUCAUCUGUUUCCCGCCAUGGCCCGUGGGAGCGACGUGGAGCCACUCUCUUGUGUUAUCGGUGCUGCAUAUGCAGUGGGUAUCCCUGCCCAACUUUCAGCCUUUAAUAGUGGGAGGGGUCGUUUGAUUGACCUGCCGUUGUAUCCUUUCCAAAGGCAGCACUACUGGUUUGAGCAUCCCAAAAUCCAAAAUACCCGGCUAGCAGAGUCUCGCCAUCCGUUUCUGGAAGACUCGACCAACCUGACUGAUGACGGGCGGGGCAUAUUGCAUCUUCGACUAAGCACCGGCGUUUCACCAUUUUUAACGGACCAUGUAGUUGACGGAGCAAUUGUGUUCCCGAUGACUGGACAGGCUGAAGCGACAUUCCUGGCGGCAAGCAUAUAUCUACAUCAGUGGGUAUGGUUGGAGGAUAUUCAACUUGAACAGCCUGUCGUCCUGGCGUCGCCAGAAGACUUUCCUCCCCAGGUGAUGCUUGAAAUCACUAGUCCCGCCAACGACUUCAUUCUGAGCACCCGACAAGCUGAUGCAAGCCCAACAACCACGGGGAAAGUCUGUACCCGAGGUCGGAUCAACGCGCGCGACCAGCCGCCCAAGAUAAACCCAGAGGCAAUGGAAAGCGUAAGGGCUCGCCUCCAGUCAGGGACUGAGGUAGACACCGAUCUAUUUUACCGGCGAGUUGAGGAGGCAGGCCUUCGAUAUGGCGAAGCAUUUCGCUGCAUUAGAAACGCCUGGCGCCUGGGCGAAGAGGUCUUCUCGGUGGUUGAGCUCCCGUCUCAGCUGCGUGAAGAAGCAGCACGAUUUAAUUUCCACCCGGCACUGCUAGAUGCUUGCCUUCACACAGUGUUUGUUUAUCAACACUAUGUCGGCGACCCUAGCUAUAUGUACCUGCCGAGCAACGUGGGAACAUUCGUCAUGCUGAAUGACUAUCCUGUUACAAAGGCCUUUACGCAUAUCCAGAUGACUCGCCACGACGCUACGUUCCUUGGGUGCGAUGUGUUUGUCUAUGGAGAGCGUGGUCAGCUCAUCGCGAUGCUGACGGGCCUCACGGCCAAGCGUCUCCAGGGCAAAACUUUAUCCCAGGCGGUGGAAUACCAGGUGCAAUUCCACCCAGAGACGGAGGAGCAACUGAGCAAAGUAGAGGCAGAUUUUGAGAAUGUCUUACUCUUACACCCACUAUCCAGCCAGUGGGACUGGCUAGGAUCUGCGAUCCAAAGAGCAUUUCCUAGUUCACGCGUCCAUGAGAAGGAGAUGGAGGCAGUGGACGCUGCGUGGGAAACUGCUCAAUGGGGGUUCAAUUUAGACCGUCGGACACUACUCAUCUUGCCGGCAUUGAUAUCAGGACCACCAGAUUUACGUCUUUCAAGAGGUCUGGAUGCCGUGAUAAGGACAUUCAGCCGUGUCGCAUCUUGGAUUCAUGGCCAGACCGGCAGUUGCAUGGUGGUCGUACUCACCAAGGGGGCCUGUAUAACCGCGGAGGAUACACAAUGCGAUCCCCUGGCCUCUUCACUGGAAGCAGCUGCACGUGUUAUGGCAAAUGAGCUGCCAUAUUGCCCGAUCCGCAUCAUCGAUCUUGAACUUGACGAGAUGGACCGACAAAUCCCCUUUCUAGAGGCAGAGUUGCGAACAGUUCGAGUAGGCCGCCAUGAAACGGUGGUAGCCCUUCGGUCGAAAGGCUGUUUCGUCAGGCGAAUAGUGGCCGUUGAUGUAGAGCAGGAAGGAAGAAAGAACCAGAGGUCGCUCCCUGCACGAGGAGGGAGGUAUCAAGCGCAACCAGACCCCAACGGCUCGUUCGAUAGCGUCGUCCUUCGGCAGCAACCUUUCCAGAAGCCGGGUCCGGAUGAAGUUGGAAUUGAAGUCCAUGCAGUAGGUUUGAACUUCAAGGACGUCAUGAAUGCACAGGGCCUCCUAGGCGAGCGAGCCGCCUCGGGGAGUUUAGCCGGCGGCCAAAACCUAGGGCUGGAGAUCGCCGGGCGAGUUGCAGAUAUCGGUCAGAAUGUGAAAGGCAUCGAGCGUGGUGCCCCAGUCAUGGCACGAGUUUCCAACGGCAUCGCCGGGUAUGUCGUUGCCAGUCGUGACCUUGUUGUACCCGUACCCUCCUCUCUUUCACUUACCCAGGCCGCUUGCGUCCAGAUUAUUUUCCUCACAGCGUACUAUGCUCUCGUAUACCUUGCAAGGCUCACAUCCGGAGAGAGCGUGCUAGUCCAUUCAGCAGCCGAUGGGGUGGGUAUCGCAGCGAUUCAAAUUGCGAAGCUUUUUGGAGCUCGUGUGUACGCAACGGCAGGAAGCCCUUCUCGACGAGCCGUGGCGUCUAGAUGGGGAGCUGAAGCAGUUUUCGACUCUCGCUCUCUGUCGUUCCAUGAUGAGGUCAAGCGGGUCACGGAGGGUCGGGGCGUUGAUGUGGUGCUGAAUUGUCUGACUGGGGCCAUGUUCUCACAGUCAGUGGCAUGCCUUGCUCCAUUCGGACGCUUUUUAGAAAUUGGCACGACAGACAUCUAUCGAAACACGAGGAUAAGCUUGGAACAGUUCAGACAGAACGGUUCUUUUUUCGCCGUUGACGUCGACCGAUUGGCGGCACAAAAGCCAGCUUUACACCGUCAACUCGUUAACGAGGUGUGUGAAUUGUUUAAUAGCAGUAAAUUAAUGCCCCCACCGAUUACCACGUAUCCAGUCACCGCGCUACCCACGGCGCUUAAGGAGCUCUCACGGUCUUCCGUUAUCGGCAAGGCCGCGGUGGAAAUGUCGGCUGGGGUAUAUGUCCAAGCAGCACCCCCAUUGCAGCUCAAAUUACACGAAGGUCGGACUUAUGUCAUAACCGGCGGUCUAAGUGGAUUAGGACUGCGCCUGGCCAAGUUCUUGGAUGAGCGAGGAGCAAAACAUCUCGUGCUUGUCAGCAGGACAGGGCCAAAGUCUACCGAAGAUCACGCUGUCCUAUCAGAUAUGCAACGUCGAGGAACUACGAUCCACAUCGAAAUUGGUGAUAUCAGUAACGCUGAAACAGUUCACUUCCUAUUCCAGCAGCAGAGGCCCUGGCCACCCAUUGCAGGUGUUAUUCAUUGUGCCGGCAUCCUUACAGCAGUUUCUGCCCAUAAUGUUACAACGGACAGUUUCCGGCAAGCUUUCUCUCCGAAGGCCAUGGGCGCGUGGAAUCUGCACCAGUCGACACAAGGGAUGCGCCUCGACUUCUUUGUCCUCAUAUCCUCUAUUAGCAGUGUUGUCGCCGGGUACGGCCAGCUAGGCUAUGCGGCAGCAAAUCAGUUCCUUGACGGGCUUGCUCACCAUCGUCGAGCCUCUGGUCUGCCCGGAAUCUCGCUUAAUCUCGGCGUUUUGGGGGAUUACGCCGGCAUGUCUCGUCGUCUCUAUGCCGAAAAUCGUUCAUUACUAAGGCUCUUAGAAUCCGAGGGGCAAUCGACAAUGAGUCUUGCACGUGUUUUAUCUGCUCUCGAGCGCUCCCUUAUUUAUAGCAGAACCCAGAGCCUGGCUGCAAGCAUCGACUGGUCAAUGUUCUUUAAGGCCUAUCCCCAUUUGGCUAUCGAUGGUGCUUAUCAUGGGUUAGAUAAACAGCAGGAAGUAGCGGAGAGUGACGAGUCUAAGCGACUUUCAUCUCAACUGUCGGGUCCAGAGCGAAUCCAGGCGAUCACCGACAUAUUGCAAUCAGGACUGGCGAGAAUAUUAGGAGUGGAUACUAACCGUAUCUCUCCAACGGAAAAGAUCGACCAUUAUUCCUUCGACUCUCUGAUUCUCACGCAGGUGCGAAGCUUGAUCCUCCGAGAGAUAAGAGUACCAUAUCCUCUUAUAAAGCUUUUCCAGGGACCAAGCCUGCAUGAGAUUGCUGCGGAUCUAGAUGGGAUUUCUCGUAACGAGUCGUUGACAGCAGGCCCUACCAACACUGGAGAUGAACAGUCUGAACUCACAUCUUACGAUGGACUGACCAGGCUUUCAUCACCUUGGUUCGUUCGUGGUAAUCCUGUCAAUACCGGCUGCCCCCGUGUUCUGUGCUUCCACUCGAUGGGUGUAGGCGCAUCUCUUUUCAAUCCAUUCUUAAUGGAUCCCCCAGAGGGAUUAGAUCUGGUCGCCGUGCAACUACCUGGGCUUGAGACGCGCGCGGACGAACCCCGUGCUGCCAGCGUAUCCGAGAUCGUAUCCAACAUUCUGGAAGACAUGGAAAAGGUAGUUGGGAUCCCUCAUAUCAUCUGGGGCCACUCGUUCGGAGGGAUUAUUGCCUUUGAAGUUCUUCGUGCUCUACGACGACGGGACCAUCCUUUGCCACGCCUGCUAGUCACGGGUACUAUCGCGCCACACCUAAUAAGCACCUGGAAAAAGCGAGAUAUCCUGGUCGAAUCUUUUCGGGAGGAUAUCCAGCCCGAGUAUCUUCUUGCUGUGGCACGCUACGUGGAAAAUGCGGACUUUAUGCGUUCCAUUCUGCCCCUGAUAAGGCAGGAUGUGCCUUUGCUACUCAAAUAUCACUUCAAGGAGGAGGAGCCGUUGGAUACAACCAUCACGGGAAUUACCGCCCGUCAGGAUGAUAUCGUGUACCCGGAAGAGGUCGCUGCCUGGAAAACGCAUGCUAAGGGUUUUAAUCUAAUCGAAGUUGACGGGGACCACUGGUUCGUGUAUCGAAAUCGUAAGCUGCUGCGCGAGACGUUGGCGACUAUAGCAUGCGAGGUUGAUGGGCGGUUGCUGGCUGCAGAUCUGAAGAACUAG
Aspergillus affinis is the source of this 7194-nucleotide messenger RNA. Its product is annotated as Acyl transferase/acyl hydrolase/lysophospholipase. Gene Ontology annotation, biological process: fatty acid biosynthetic process; DIM/DIP cell wall layer assembly. Gene Ontology annotation, cellular component: plasma membrane; cytoplasm. The coding region runs from base 1 to 7194 and encodes 2397 amino acids. Lineage: Eukaryota; Fungi; Ascomycota; Eurotiomycetes; Eurotiales; Aspergillaceae. The record is from RefSeq and is a predicted model, not a curated record. Gene Ontology annotation, molecular function: oxidoreductase activity; phosphopantetheine binding; 3-oxoacyl-[acyl-carrier-protein] synthase activity. The transcript has a single exon.